Molecule: messenger RNA, 1986 nt
Organism: Alternaria infectoria
Lineage: Eukaryota; Fungi; Ascomycota; Dothideomycetes; Pleosporales; Pleosporaceae
Exons: 6
Coding region: 1-1986 (661 amino acids)
Source: RefSeq, a predicted model, not a curated record
AUGGCGUCUCCUCCCAAGAAGCGUAAGAUCGAAGGCUUUGCAACGGCUACAGCAAAAAUGCAACAACGUCACCAAGAAGAAGCGGCAGAGAUGUCGCAACUCACCAACGAACUUACGUCCCUCCGAAACGACACUGCCUCUAUGAUACAACUCAAGCGUACCAUCAGAGAGCAAGCUCAGAAGAUCGAAGUGCUCACUCGCAAGUCGGAGGUGCGAGCCGAAAAGGACACCCUCGAAAGACAAGCUGAAAAGAUCGACAUGCUCAAAGAGGAAAGCCGCAAGUGGAAGGAGGAGUACGCUAGGCAGGUCGAGCUUGCUCGGGAGCUAAGGAAAUCGGUCGACCAUACAAAGAACGAGAAGAAGACUUUGGAAGAUCGUCUCAAGCAUGGGAGGAGAGCUCAUGAAGAGCUUCAGCAGGCCUUGUCGCGGGAAAAGAACGAGCGGCGGGUAGUCGAGCAAAGGCUGCAGCAGCAUCUGGAUUUGUAUGCCGACCCUGACCUUUUCGAGCACCUCCUCCGCUAUAUGCGUCGUCCUGAGGUAUUCCCGCUGUUUUACAGCGUGAUGAACGGCUUCGACUAUGACUUGUACAAUCGCUUGGAAGCUGAAGCGCUGUACUUUCAGAUGAAGAAGCUGUAUGAGUGGAUUAAAGCAAAGAAGUACCUCACCGCCAUCAAAGUUCAAACAACAAAUCCUAAAGUCCGCGAUUUUGCAAGCAUCGGCUUGAUGCAUCCCGAGAUCCUUCCCAAAAAGCCCGGGUCUGGCAUCCUCUCGGGCCUGCUGCUGGGCGCAUUGCCCUUCCAGACUUCGGCCCAAGAUGACCCACCAACAGACUGCACUGGUGUCAAUGGCAUACGCCCAGAAUGUAGCAGCCAGGAAUCCGCAUACCAACGAGACUUCUUCUACAUCGGUGGCGGCUACGUCGACUCCGGCAUUCCGGGCCAGCAGAUGUGGAGUGACCAGCUUUAUGUCGAAAAGCUGACUCCCGCCAGCAAAGUCAACAAGCCUUACCCGAUGGUCUUUGUCUCCGCAGGUGUUAACUCAGGCGCAGAAUGGCUGAAUACGCCAGACAACCGCAAGGGAUGGGCUUCCUACUACCUUGAUCAAGGCUACCAGGUCUACAUUGUUGACAUCGCUGCCAACGGCCGAAGUGGCCAGCAGCUCCUCUCCAAGUACCCUUUACGCCUUGGAUCUACAGACACAAUCAAUGAGCAGGGCUUUACAGCUCCGGAGAACUUCGACCAGUACCCACAGGCGAACGUACAUACGCAAUGGCCCGGAAACGGAUCUCGUGGAGAUCCAGCUUUUGAUGCCUUCACUGCCGCCAACGUUCCCAUCUCUUCAUCGAACGUGAACGUGGAAAACACUAUGCGCACAUCUGGAUGUCAGCUUCUCAGUAUGAUCGGCCAGUCAUACACAAUCUGCCACUCAGCUGGCUGUACAUACACGGCUAUCUGGUCGGACGCAUGCCCUGAUCUGCUGCGCGCCAACAUCAACAUCGAGCCUGGCAACAUCCCACAUACUUCUCUGAUCGGGAACACGACUGUUGCUGGGGUCGGUCGUACUGCGGCGCGGCCUUGUGGCCUCACAUACACACCGCUGCAAUUCGAUCCGCCGGUAACGAACUGCUCGACCAUUGCGACAACUGAGGUCGGCCCAGAUGACCCUGCCAAGCGCUCCUGCAUUCUGCAGACUGGCACCGUCCACAAGCUCACCCAACUUAGCAAAGUUCCCUACAUCAUGAUCACGGGCGAGGCCAGUCCGCACAUCACGUACGACCACUGCUUCGUCGAGUACUUCAGGCAGAUGGGCCUCACCAACUACCAGUGGAUCAAACUUGCCGAUAUUAGUAUCAAGGGCAAUGGGCACUUCAUGUUCCUGGAGAAGAACAACCAGGAUAUCGCCGCGGCGAUCAACUAUGGUCUCGGGCAAAUGAACGAGAGCCCAGCUGCUCCAGGUCAUCCAGGCCUUCCAAUCUCUAUGGAAUGA